Molecule: messenger RNA, 792 nt
Organism: Colletotrichum lupini
Lineage: Eukaryota; Fungi; Ascomycota; Sordariomycetes; Glomerellales; Glomerellaceae
Exons: 8
Coding region: 1-792 (263 amino acids)
Source: RefSeq, a predicted model, not a curated record
AUGCAAGCUGAUAUCAAUACUUCACAUGCCUUUGCACUAUUUAACAUUGCUCCCGUGAACUGGGACUACGAAGACCAUGCCGUGCCUUCACCCUCGAAGCUAGGUUCCGUGCCUGUAACCUUCUCGGCUGAAUACAACUCCCAGACUUUCAAUGCCAACCUGGUUUGGAGCUAUCACGCGAAUGAGACAAUAAACGACCAGCUUAACAUGCACUCCCCAUUUCAGUAUGAUCGGGAGAUUUGCACGCAUGUCCUGCCGGAGAUCCGUCUAGAGCCAAUAGACACAUGUGUUGCCCAUCACACUCUUCUUGGCAAGGACGGCGUUUCUGGACUGCAUGCUCUAGCCUACAUACAAGUUGUCACGGCCCGUGACGCGGGGCAUGGGUGGGCAGAAAAAGCAACAGCCCUUCCUCUGACCUUAAUCCUUAUUUAUCAAGGUCAAGCCGUGCUCGCAGCUCCUUCUACGAUGUACGGAGGUACCGUACAGCCUUUUCUCCAAGGUACCGAGGGCUGCAAGUGUUCGGAUGCGCGUCAUUCUGGGUGUAGGGUUGAAAACCAAACCUCUCGCAUCGUGAAGAGAGGGGGUCUGCCGACGACUAGUCCGUCACCCCGUCCCAUGAUGCUGCAACAUCCCCGCGGCCCCGCCCCCAUGUCCUCGUUUCUUUUUGCAGUUUGCAUGGAGUGCCCCCACACCGUAGACCGACUGGUUGAUACGGCAGACAAAAUGCAGCACGCCUCGAUCUGUCUGCAGCAUGGUGGUUCUAGAGCCCCUAGCCUUUGGUAUCCCCCCUGA